Cucurbita moschata (crookneck pumpkin) is the source of this 1662-nucleotide messenger RNA. RefSeq lists its product as uncharacterized. Gene Ontology annotation, molecular function: starch binding. The coding region runs from base 219 to 1541 and encodes 440 amino acids. The transcript has 11 exons. Gene Ontology annotation, biological process: starch metabolic process; regulation of starch metabolic process. NCBI's taxonomy places the organism in Eukaryota, Viridiplantae, Streptophyta, Magnoliopsida, Cucurbitales, Cucurbitaceae. Gene Ontology annotation, cellular component: chloroplast stroma; starch grain. The record is from RefSeq and is a predicted model, not a curated record.
UUCCUCUCCCUUCGCCGAACCACCUCCGAUCUGAUAACUCCGCCCCCUCAAUUUCUCUCCUCCUCUCUCUCCGCCUCUCCCAUUUUUCAAAUGCCUCUCCGCAUCACAUUCUUCCCAACUUCUCUCUUCUCUUGAAUUUCCACGUAUUCCUUCGCAUUCCCACAUUUCCUCUCCCACUGUUGCGGCUUGAGCGCUUGCCCAUGGAAUUUUUGUAAGCAAUGGCCGCCUGUUGCAGAGGAUUUUCGACCCACGUCGAUUUCGACCGGCGGGUCGAGCUUUUUCGUUCGCCUACCCUUGGCGGACCAGACCUGCGGCGGCGGAGAUGGAGGAGGAUUUUGUUUGAGAGUAAUCGAGUUGGGUUUUGUCCUAUUACUUGCUGCUGCUCUGAUUCUUUGGUUCCAAUACGCAGAACUGCUGGGUCUGGGAAGAACGUUGAGAAGCAAGAAGAUUGGCGUUUCAAUCCCAAAAAAUCCCCUCGUAGACUCCGUAUCCAAGCCACUCCCGCAAUGCCCUUUGCUUCCCCUCAAUCUCGGUUUAUUUCCAAGCCAGAAAAAUUUUAUCCUCGCUGCACUCCAAGGGGCUCUGGUCCACAAUCACGUGAUACUCCGCCAAAAAGAGACACUGGUAUUGCAAAUGAGAAGGACUGGGGGAUCAAUUUGGUGAACGAAAAUGUUAGCGAAUCAGGCACGAAUGAAGAUGGCAGUACUUGGUAUCGGGAAAGCGGGGAGGAUCUCGGUGAUAAUGGAUACAGAUGUAGAUGGACUAGGAUGGGCGGUCAAUCGCAUGAUGGCUACUCGGAAUGGAAAGAAACGUGGUGGGAGAAAAGUGACUGGACUGGAUACAAAGAGCUAGGAGUGGAAAAAUCGGGUAGAAAUGUCGAAGGUGAUUCAUGGUGGGAAACAUGGCAAGAAGUUCUUCAUCAAGAUGAAUGGAGUAAUCUUGCAAGGAUUGAGAGGAGUGCACAGAAACAAGCAAAAUCUGGCACUGAAAAUGCUGGAUGGCAUGAGAAAUGGUGGGAAAAAUACGACGCCAAAGGAUGGACUGAGAAAGGAGCACAUAAAUACGGUAGAUUGAACGAACAGUCAUGGUGGGAGAAGUGGGGAGAGCAUUACGACGGAAGGGGAUCCGUUCUUAAAUGGACGGAUAAGUGGGCUGAAACUGAACUAGGUACAAAAUGGGGAGAUAAGUGGGAAGAUAAGUUCUUUUCUGGAAUUGGUUCCCGACAAGGGGAGACGUGGCACGUAUCUCCUAGUAGUGAACGUUGGUCAAGAACAUGGGGUGAAGAACACUUUGGAAAUGGUAAAGUGCACAAAUAUGGGAAGAGCACGACAGGGGAAAGUUGGGACAUUGUUGUGGAUGAAGAAACAUAUUAUGAGGCUGAACCUCACUAUGGAUGGGCGGAUGUAGUUGGUGACUCCAGUCAGUUACUGUCGAUAAAAGCUCGAGAGAGACCACCUGGUGUCUACCCAAAUCUCGACUUCGGAUCGACUCCAUCUGCUCCGACCGAGGAAGAACCACCUCAAGAAUUGCCUCCACAAUGAAGAGCCUCAUCAUAUCUGGUUUUGUCGCUUAGGAAUUUUUUGUUUCUAAAUCUGAUUUCAUCGUGAAGAACUACGUUUAUUCAUUCUUUAAUGUUAUCAAUUUCUUGAGUUGAGCUGAGUU